AAUUGACAACGGAAAGUAGCAACAAACAAUUUUACAGGCGUGGCUUUUUAAAAGAAAACAGAUAUUUAUGAAUUAAAUAGUCGACAAAAUAAGUUAAAUGUGAUCUUUACUAGGUUAUUUCAUAACCAAGAGUGUCUUACAUUUAGAUAUAACAGUGUAACUCAGCGAAAUAAGUGCCUGUAUACAUUAGGAAAUAGGGCGUCAACUGUACCACCGAGUAAUAACGAAAUAUAAAUAUGUACGGACGAAAGACGCCUUCUACUUAUCGAUCAACACCGUCAGUGUAUUCACAUUACACCGGAAAAUCAUCAACGAAUCUCCGAUCGUCAAAAUCAGUGAAGUCACUUCGGUUGCCGUGGUAUCAGAAACCAAUACUCCAUGAUGCCUUCUUCUUGGACCUGCAGAGGGGAUCCCUGCUCACUGGAUUCUUUACUUUGUUCAUGGCACUAUUCACGUUUGCGGAAAGUAUCUUUGAGCUCUACUGCUUGUACAUGGCAACCCCUGGCUUCACUCACACUGGAUAUUACGUCAUCAGCUACCAGUUCGUCUACGUUGGGAGUCCACCAGUACGCAAUGUCCUCAUAAUAUUCGCGCUCUUCUCCUGGCUUGGAUCUGCUGCUGUAGUCGUGACAAGCAUCAUACUCAUCAACGCAUUGAGAAAGGAAUAUGAAAAGCGAAUAGUUCCUUGGCUGUUUACAUUUGGAGUUUUCAUAGUGUUUCGUUUAAUUGCGUUCAUAUUUGCAUCCAUAGUUAACGAUAUGAUUUUUGCAUACAAUGUGAUAAUGUGUCUGUGCUGGAUCGUAUUCUGUGUAGUUGGGAUGUACGGGUGGGUUCUAGUCUACAGCCUGUACCUGGAACUGGCUGAUCUGACUAAGCUUGAAGACCUGGCGCAUCUAAGGAUGGGCACAAUGGCUUCCCUGAACGCUUCUCUGGCUGGCUCCCGUCCCACGACCCCACACAGCACUGUCUCCACCAUGCCAGCUUCACAAAUAUGAUAUGCGGCCCCGGACCACCCUGACGAGGCUACGCCCCUUACCAUUGAGCCUCCGCCCCCCGUCGAAGGCAGCCUCGAGACUCCCGUGUGAUUUUUACAACUUUGGUAAGAUAAAACUGAAUAUUAUUGUUAUAGGUGGCGCUAGUGUCGAAUUUAGGCGUUUUUGUGAUUGCCAUAUUUAAUAGACGUUUUUUGUAUCUGUCUUAAAGCAUAACUAGCGCCACCUAGUUUGGGCGAAAAUUAAAAGUUUUAUUGUUUAAAAGCCAAAAUCAGUAACUGAUCUUAUUCGAAAAAUCCGUG
Messenger RNA from Spodoptera exigua (beet armyworm), 1294 nucleotides. The record is from the annotation of a GenBank genome assembly. Lineage: Eukaryota; Metazoa; Arthropoda; Insecta; Lepidoptera; Noctuidae.